Scatophagus argus is the source of this 4304-nucleotide messenger RNA. RefSeq names its product inhibitor of nuclear factor kappa-B kinase subunit alpha-like. Gene Ontology annotation, biological process: positive regulation of transcription by RNA polymerase II; peptidyl-serine phosphorylation; tumor necrosis factor-mediated signaling pathway. NCBI's taxonomy places the organism in Eukaryota, Metazoa, Chordata, Actinopteri, Scatophagidae. The coding region runs from base 156 to 2444 and encodes 762 amino acids. The transcript is spliced from 22 exons. The record is from RefSeq and is a predicted model, not a curated record. Gene Ontology annotation, cellular component: IkappaB kinase complex; cytoplasm. Gene Ontology annotation, molecular function: ATP binding; IkappaB kinase activity.
UUCGCAGGAACCACAGCCGGGGAUUCUGGUGACGUCAGGCAGGAAAGUACACAUUCACACUGUGCCGCAUUGACCUGAAAACAACAAGACUGCGCUCAUUUCUACCGAAAACGGCUCAUGACGCUUCCAUAGGAGCCCGAAAUUGUGUUACAACAAUGGAGAAACCUCCCUUCAGGCAGAACCAGAACUGCGGAGACUGGGAGCUGAAAGAGAGGCUGGGCAUGGGCGGCUUUGCUCAUGUUUACCUGUACCAACAUCAUGAAACAAAUGAAAAACUAGCUGUGAAAAUGUGCCGCCUCGAGCUCACACCCAGGAAUAGGGACAGAUGGAGCCGAGAAAUCCAGAUCAUGAAAAAGUUAAAUCACAUCAACGUUGUGACAGCCCGAGAUGUCCCAGAGGAAAUUGACACCAUCGCCUUAAAUGAUCUUCCACUGUUCGCCAUGGAGUACUGCUCCAGGGGAGACCUGAGGAAGGUGCUGAGCAAACCUGAAAACUGCUGCGGCUUGAAAGAGAGUGAAGUGCUUUCAUUACUCAACGAUGUUGGAUCUGGUAUCCAGUAUCUGCAUGAGAACAAGAUCAUACACAGAGACCUUAAACCUGAAAACAUCGUGCUGCAGGAUAUCAACGGAAGGCUGGUACACAAGAUCAUUGACUUGGGCUAUGCUAAAGACCUGGACCAGGGCAGCCUGUGUACCUCGUUUGUUGGCACGCUUCAGUACCUGGCGCCUGAACUGUUCGAGAAUAAGCCGUACACUGUUACUGUGGACUACUGGAGCUUUGGCACGAUGGUGUUUGAAUGCAGCUGUGGCUUCCGUCCAUUCCUGCACAACCUUCAGCCCGUGCAGUGGGCCAGCAAAGUGAGGAAUAAAGGUCCAAAAGACAUCAUGGCUGUGGAGGAACUGAACGGAGAAGUCAAGUUCUCCACACACCUCCCCUACCCCAACAACCUCAGCAGAACGCUGUUGGAGCCAAUGGAAGCCCUGCUGCAGCUGAUGCUGAAGUGGGAUCCGGUCCAGAGAGGAGGCAGAGUCAACACGGACACCAAGAAACCGCUGUGCUUCGACGUGCUGGAGCAGAUACUGAGUAUGAAGGUCGUCCACAUCCUGAACAUGACCACAGCUCAGGUCCACUCUUUCCAGUUGAGUCCGGACGAAAGCCUCCACAGUCUCCAGAAACGCAUUGAGGCCGAGACCAAGAUCGAAGUGGUGAACCAGGAGCUGCUGCAGGAGACGGGAGUCUCGCUGGACCCGAGGAAGCCCGCUGCACAGUGUGUCCUAGAUGGGGUGAGGGGGUGGGACAGCUACAUCGUCUACCUGUUUGACAAGAGCAUCACCACAUACUCGGGUCCCUUCAGCGCCAGACAACUUCCUGAUAAAGUCAACACUAUUGUGCAAGAGGCCAAGAUACAGCUGCCCCUGGUGGUGCUGAAGAAGAUUUGGGGUGAAGCAGUGAGCUACAUCUGUGGCCUGAAGGAGGACUACAGCAGGCUUUUCCAGGGACAGAGGGCUGCUAUGUUGAGCCUCCUGCGUUACAACACGAACCUGACCAGGUGUAAGAACAGCAUGUUUGGCUUUUCUCAGCAGCUGAAGGCCAAGCUGGACUUUUUCAAGAGCAGCAUCCAGUACGACCUGGAAAAGUACAGCGAUCAGAUGCACUAUGGCAUAUCCUCUGAAAAGAUGCUGAAAGCCUGGCAGGAGAACGAGGAAAGAGCCGCUGCUUUUGCACAGGUGGCAGAGGUGAGCCAUUUGGACGAUGAGAUCAUGGCGCUGCACUCCGAGAUAGUGGAGCUCCAGAGGAGUCCGUACGCCCGACGGCAGGGAGACAAGAUGGAGCAGCUGGAAGAAAAGGCCAUUGAGCUCUACAAGCAGCUGAAGAUGAAAUGCAAAACACCUGAACCGGACGUGAGCAGCGACAGCUCCGACAUGGUGAAGGCCAUCAUUCAGACUGUCCAGAACCAAGACAAGGUCCUCAAAGAUCUGUACACCCACCUCAGUAAGAUCCUAAUCAGCAAACAGAAGAUCAUUGACUUGUUUCCACGAAUUGAGAAAACCCUGGAGAGCAUUAAGGAUGCGGACAACACGGUGAUGCAGAUGCAGAUCAAGAGACAGAGAGAGUUCUGGCAUUUGCUGAAAAUCGCUUGCGCUCAAAACUCUUCAAGGAACUCGAUAGCAGCCAGUCCCGAGUCGUCCAACCUGCUGCAGGUUUCUCAGUGGUCGCAGUCAGCGCAGCCCGUCAGCUCCCCACAUCCCCUGACGUCCCUACCUGGGCCGAACGACAGUGACGCUGCGCCGCGUCUGCUGCAGGAGAACCAGAAGUACCUCAGUCAGCUGACCAGCCUGAUGCAGGAGGCGGCCGAUGAACAGACCAAAAGCAUCGUGGACCAAGACUGGAGCUGGACGAAAUACGAAACUUUAACGACUAAAUUAAAAAAGAGAAACGCGUGAGCGGAGUUGCGACCUCCAUCCCCACCUGAGCUCCGGGUUAACACUAAAGACUGUGCGGUUGUACAUGGACUCGGGACGUCCUCUCCUGGGGGGGAAAAAAAGAAAAAGAUAAAAAGAUGGAGCCCACACAUGCUCAGUGGUGUCUGUCCUCUCCCAUCGUCUCACAUGGUGGAAGGUUUGAUCCAUGAAUAUUCUUGUUUUGAUAUGAGAAAACAAUGAAGCUGCAUCACUCUACUUUUUCCUAUUGCUGCACAAUAUUCAUCUUAAUCCACGAAAGCUGAAAACUUUCUACUGUUAUCGCAGAACUGUAGCACCAGAUUUUGGGGUUCUGAGGUGGAUUCAUCACAUGGGAGAAUAUUGGACAGAAACAUGAGAAACAAAGAAAACACAGGAAGUGGUCGGGUGGUGUCGGGCGGGUGGGGUGGGGGUCGAGGAGGAAAUUACAAUCAAGCAAACGGCACUUUGAUACUCCCAUGUAUCCUCUGUAAAGAUUUCCACAUGAAACGACCUUCCAGGCUGCCAAUACUGUCACAGUAUUUACAGACCUGACAAGACAGAAACUGUUCUCAUUAAUAAUCAGUUUGAUAUAUUUUACUAUACAUAAUAAUAAUAAUAAAAUGUUCCGUAUCAUAGGCGGUCUUUUGUCAUGACACACGUGACGGACGUGGCAGGCCAUUAUGUUUAUACGAUGUCUGAACUGUACUUCUGUCUUCUUAGUCGUCAGCGAGACUCGGUGGACGUCUCAUUCCUGUUCCUGCUGCGUUCGUGUCACGUCGAGCCGGAACGAAGUUUUCAUCCAGCAAAAUCCGCAAAAGAAAAUGCUAAGAAAUGUGCGUCUCCAUCCUCUGAGGAGUUGAUUCUCCCGGCCGGCCAGGUGCCGUUAAACUGUCGCAGAAGAAAAACAACCAAAACGGCGUGAAAAACGAGACGUUAACGUUAGCGAGGUUCCACUCACAUUUUUCACCAAACUUAAACAUUGCGAUUCAUUCACCAAGUCUGUCUUUAUCACACUAUUUCUUUUACCGAUGCGUCCGAGAGCGAAUGUUUCUCUGCUGUCUCAGAAUGAGGAUGGAAAUUUAUAUUUUUUAAAUUUGCAUUUAAUUCGCUCACUUUGUGACUGAAAGAAAAUGAGCAAGCAAGUCGUUUUUUUAAGCAUAAAACCAAACAUUCAGAGUGACGAGUUGCUGCUUUUCUUUGUCUUUUAUGGCGGUAAACUGAAUAUCUGUUGGUUUGGGACUUUCUACGUGUCACCUGAGAAAGGAUUUAUUACAUCAGACAAAAAUAAUAUGUGUAAUAUCUUUUCAGCAUGGUUAUUAAAGCUCUGGUGAUCAUCUUCUCGAUUUAUUAGGCGAGUUAUUUUCUGUCAAGAAAACCAAGAAACCAAGUUGAUGUUUUUGUUAUCCAAACGACAGCCAAACAAUUUGAAAACAUAUAAAACAAAGAAAAGCUGUGACCAGAGUUUUGGGCUUUUUUUGCUUGAAAAGCCACUGAAGCGGCGACGUGAACCUGUCUCCCGUCUGUCCUCUAAGACCAGAACGUGUUCGUGGUCUCAAACUCAACUCAAUCUCCGCCCGUCGACCAUCAGUCAGACAGCGACGUGAUGUGAGCAAAUGGCUGAAUGUACUGCAGUCACACUGUUAGGUGGUCACCUUUGAGUUGUAUUACUCACUCAAGUUGAAGUGCAAUGGAAAAAAUAUUUUUUGUAUUUAAGUAACUCAGUUUGUCAGUUUCGUUUCCAUUUUCCCUUCAUCUGAUGGUUCAAAGCUGUCUCUGAAUGUUGUAAUUUUUUGGAAAUUUCAUUGUGUAAAGAUCAAAUGUUUGCCUGGUAAUGAAAUAAAAUGACUUUGGCAUGAUUCUCAA